Molecule: messenger RNA, 861 nt
Organism: Lasiodiplodia theobromae
Lineage: Eukaryota; Fungi; Ascomycota; Dothideomycetes; Botryosphaeriales; Botryosphaeriaceae
Product: Hydrolase nit2
Exons: 5
Coding region: 1-861 (286 amino acids)
Molecular function (GO): hydrolase activity, acting on carbon-nitrogen (but not peptide) bonds, in linear amides
Source: RefSeq, a predicted model, not a curated record
AUGGCUAUUGCUGCAGUUGGUCAGAUAUGCUCGACGGCGAGCAUGGCGCACAACCUCAAGCUAUGCAGCCAACUGGUCGCAAAAGCAGCAGCGGCAGGUGCAAAAGCACUCUUCCUCCCCGAGGCCAGCGACUACAUCGGCUCGUCACCGGCGGAGACGGUCUCGUUGUGCAAGUCGGUGCAGGAAAGCGAAUUUGUGCUCGGGCUGCAAGACGAGGCGCGCAAAUCCAAACUGCCUAUCAACGUGGGCAUCCACGAGCCGGCCGAUGGCGGAAAUAAAGUCAAGAACACCCUCAUCUGGAUCGACGAGCGCGGCGACAUCGUGCAGCGGUACCAGAAGCUGCAUCUCUUCGACGUCGAGAUCAAGGGCGGCCCAAUCUUAAAGGAGAGUCAGAGCGUGGAAAAGGGAACGUCCAUCCUCCCGCCUUUCGAGACACCAGUCGGGCGCAUAGGCAUGACUAUCUGCUUUGACCUACGCUUCCCCGAAAUCUCGCUCGCGCUGCGCCGCCAAGGCGCCCAGGUCCUCGUCUACCCGUCCGCCUUCACGGUGCCGACGGGGCGGGCGCACUGGGAGUCGCUGCUGCGCGCGCGCGCCAUCGAGACGCAGUCGUACGUCAUCGCCGCCGCGCAGUCGGGCUUCCACAACGAGAAGCGGUGCUCCUACGGCCACAGCGUCGUCGUCUCGCCCUGGGGCGAGGUUGUCGCCGACCUGGGCGGCUUCGACGCCCUCGACGGCUACAACGAGGUCGGCCGCCAGCCGCCGCCCAGCUUGGCCCUGGUGGAUUUGGAUCUGGCCUUCCUGGAGAAGGUCAGGGGAGAGAUGCCGCUCCUGAGGAGGACAGACGUGUACCCCGAGGUUUGA